AGCUGGGAUAUGGAACACAACCCAGAGACAACCCCAGACUCUGAUCCCUGUACUGUGGGGGUUGGCGUGGCCAAGCAGCAGCUGGGUCAGAAGGUCACAGAGGCAGGCUGCACCACAGAUCAGUGUCAGUGGGCAGGGGGCCAAGAAAGGUGGGGGAAAGGAGAACCAACUGCAGUGUUAGAGGAGAGAAGACAGUCCAUGCCAGGGAUCAUAUUCACAAAUGAGUUUGGGCAGGAGGUACCAGAGGCCAUAGAGGAUAGUGGGCAGGAACUGUACACAGCACAGGAUGGGGGAGACAGCUCCAAGUGGUAUUUAUCAGGUCAGACAGAUGUGGAUGGGUCAGGAUCUGACUAUGAGACUGCUGAAGAGUGGGGGGAUGCACCAGGUCAAAAUGGAGGAUGGAUUAGUGCGGAUGAUGAGCUUGACUCUGCAGAGAAUGAGGGGCCAAACACAAUAACCCAAGAGGGUUUUGCGGACUGGGGUACAGCUAGUACUGUUUCACCCCUCCAAGAACAGAGCACUCCAGCUGGUGUAGACUUUAGCGGCAGUACAUUUACAGUUAACUGGGACCAGCCAUCUAUGACAGAGCCAGUGAAACCUAAUGAAGUUACAGGGUUUGUUCAGCAGAGUUCAAUAUCCAGCACAACAGAUCCUACAGAGCAGAAAGAGAGUGUAGGCAGUUCAUUGUUAAAUAUUUCAGAAUCCACUCUGAGCUCAGACCCAUUCAGCAUCUCAGAGAGUGACCCAUUUGGCAAUGAUCCAUUUGCCACAUCUGGGGGCGAUCCAUUUGGCACUGGAAAUGACCCAUUUGCCAACUCAGAAAAAUAUCUAUUUGGGCAAUCAGAGGCAGAUGCAUCAGAGUUGCCUAUGAAAGAUGCUAGUGCCCCAGAGGGUGAUCUUUUUGCCCCUCAGUGUUCAAGCACACAGGAUCAGACAACUUGUUUUGCUUCAGAUCCAUUUGCAUCCCAAGCAGGAGAUGCAGGAGAGUGGGCAGGAGAUCCUAUUGCUGAUGAGAUCACACCAGACCAUUUUGACAGUGUGAGCACACAAGAGCCUUUUGCUAGUGAGAGUAACCAAGACCUCUUUGCCAGCAACAGUAACCAGGACCCUUUUGCGAAUGAGACUAACAAAGAUCAUUUUCCAAAUGAAGCCACACAAGAUCCUUUUGAAACUGAGUCUACACAAGAUCAUUUUGCAAGUGAGACCACACAAGACCAUUUUGCAAAUGAGACUAACCAAGAUCCCUUUCCAAGUGAGGUUGCAAAAGAUCUUUUUGCAAGUGAGACCACACAAGAUCCUUUUGCAAAUGAAACCAUCCAAGAUCCUUUUGCAUGUGAGGCCACACAAGAUCCUUUUGAAUGUGAGACUGCAGAAGAUCCUUUUGCAAGUGAGACCACACAGGACCUAUUUGCCAGUGAGACAAACCCAGACCCUUUUUCAAGUGUGGUCACACAAGACCUUUUUGCCGGUGAGCCUAACCAAGAACCUUUUGCAAGUGAGGCCGGACAGUAUCCUUUUGCCAGUGACACAAACCAAGACCCCUUUUUUAGGGAAACAACCCAAGAUCCAUUUGCUAGUGAGAGUACCCAAGACCCUUUUGCCAGUGAGAACAACCAGGGAUGGCCAGGGGGCUGGGAGUCUGCAAGCAUUGGGCAAACAGGUGGGGAAGGGACAAUAUGUAGUGGACAGUCAAAUGGGUUCGCCCAGUGGGCAGCCUUUUCUCCCCCUGAUAUUGAUAUAGAGAGAUCCAGUAAGGGUUCCUGGCAGGAGGUGAGUGGCAGCAGUGGCUUCUUCUCCUCUGAUGGCCAGGGGGACUUCAUUGCAGGCUGGCCUGGUGAAAGUGGUCAGACUCAAGACCAGUUUGCUUCCUUUCCUGGUCAAAACAACAUCCCUGGUCCAAAGACUACAGCUGCAGAAAUUCCAGCCGGUCUUAAAGAGCCAGAGAACUCUGACCUGUCUGAAGAUGAGGUUGCGAAUCGGAGAUACGGAAAGUUGUACCAAGAAAUAGAUACAGAGAAAGACGAGGUGACCAACAAAGCUUUUAAUGGAUUUGCUCAGACGGAUGCAUCAGCAUCAACAUUUGUGGCAGACUUUGAUAAAAUGCCUGAGGUUGAGGCCCCAGAAGGGCCAGAGGCUGGUACAGAGCCCCCCCCAGAGGAUGAGGGGGUCCUAGCACCAGAAGGUGAGGGAGCCCCUGCACCAGUUGCUGAGGCUGGCGAGGGGGGCGCUGUCACCACUCCUCCUGCAGACACCACAACUGAACCAGCAGAGUCCACUGCUGCUUCCAGCCCUCCUGCAGAGACAGCUCCUAGCACAGUGGAGUCUCCUACAGCUGCUGAAACUGAGGCAGCAGAGCAGAUUGAGACAACUCCACCUGAAGACACAGAGAAAGAGCAAGUCAGCCAAGAGGCACUGGAAUCUGCUCCAGCGGCAGAAGCAGGACAGGAGCCACCUGCAGAGGCUUUGGCCUCAGCGGAAGAUAAAGAGUCUCCUAUUGAAGAGACUCCGACCAUAGAGACCAAACCAGAAGAUGAAGCUGGUACCGUAGAAACCAAACCAGAAGAUGAAGUUGGCACAGUAGAAACCAAGCCAGAAGAUGUAGCUGGUACAGUAGAGACCAAGCCAGAAGAUGAGUCUGGUACAGUAGAGACCAAACCAGAAGAUGACGCUGGCACAGUAGAAACUAAGCCAGAGGAUGAGGCUGGUACAUUAGAGACCAAACCAAAAGAUGAGGCUGGUACAGUAGAGACCAAACAAGAAGAUGAAGCUGAUACAGUAGUAUUCAAACCAGCUGAUGAAACCAGUAAGGAGGGUGCAGAAAAGGAGGAGAAGAUGCCUAUUCCUUCUGUAGUAAUUGAACCUGCGUCCAGCAAUGAGGGCGAUGAUGACCGUGAUGGCGACAUAAUAUCUCCAACAGCAACCAGUGGAAAUGACGUGACACCAGACAGCCAAAUAGCCAAAGACAUCUCUUCCUCUGGCAUGCCUCCAGGCUUUAUGUUCAAGGUUGAAACAAUGCAUGAUUUUGAGGCUGCAAACCCUGAUGAGCUUGAGCUGAAGAGAGGAGACAUAGUUCUUGUUGUUCCCACAGAGCUACUGGAAGAUCAGGAUGCCGGCUGGCUCACUGGCAUGAAGGAGAGUGACUGGCUACAGCACGGCACCUCUGCUCAGAAAGGAUUGUUUCCAGAGAACUUCACACAGCGUGUGGGCUAAAGCCUCAAAGCAUGCCAGAGCAGGGCAUGAAGCAGCCGAGAGCUACAGACAGACCCACUAGCAUGGAGUCUGGCGCCCUGAAUGACAACCGUCAAUCGGAGCGAACAAAGCAAACUAUAUCCAAGAGGACAAAACACAAUCAACAACGAGUGGAUACACAAACCCCUACUCAGAGCUUAAAGAAAAUAACAGAGCAUGAUGCGAUAGUAUGGUCUACCUUCCUCUCGAAUCAAGACCUCUUUGUUUUUGUUUGUUUACCUGUAAGCAGCAGCAAAUUGAUGUGUGCUUUGUUGGAACUGUGGUGACCUCCACAUGUAACCCCUAUCUGUUUAAAGGAAAACUAAAAACGGGAGUUCUCCUCUAAAGACAAAAAAAUUAACCUUAUCUUCUCUGCACCAAGUGUAUUGUAUUGAGUUUGUUGCUCUGCAGCAAAUUUUAUCAGAAUUUGUAGUGAUAUGAUCUAUUUAACCGUUCUAAGUGUUAAUGCGAGACUUCAAUGUUUUCUUUGAGACAUUUCAGACCUAAAUGUUACCUUGCAUCAUUGUUAGUGUUCUCUGUAGUUUUCAUGGCUGGGCGUGUACGGCUAUGGUGAAAACAUUUGGCAUAACUGACAUCGGCGCUUGUUCGUUGACAAGAGUGCUCUUUGCCAAAUGAAUUAAAUCCUAGGUAUGUUAUGAGCAUGCAAAAUAUUUCAAGAAGAAUAGCUGGGACCUGGCAUUUGGCAAAUACAGCUUUGCAAAAUACUAAACGUUGUUCCCUACUACAAAAACGUCCGUAUAUCCACAAUUAGAUAAAAUAAUGAAAUUAUCCUGUGAACAUGUAUGGAAAAAACAAGAUGUUGAAUGCAAUUUUACGUGUUGAGAAAUUCUAUUUAUUUAACUUUAUAUUUUUUAAGCUGAAGCUCACUGGGAGAGUUCUGGGGUGGGGUAUCUGCAAAAUAUGCAAUAUAUGUCAUUUGGUUUAAAGGUAACCAUUGUCUUGAUUGUUUAGUUUUAAGAGGUAAAGGUCACUCCUGUGUUUGUACUGUUAGUCUUCACUGUAGAGAUUUUCGUGAUGUACAUAUCCGUGUUAAUUUAUCUAUAAAGUGAAUAAAGAAUACUUCAUAUGGUUAUAUGUUCAUUUUAA
Molecule: messenger RNA, 4335 nt
Organism: Pygocentrus nattereri (red-bellied piranha)
Lineage: Eukaryota; Metazoa; Chordata; Actinopteri; Characiformes; Serrasalmidae
Gene: amph
Product: amphiphysin
Exons: 12
Coding region: 10-3210 (1066 amino acids)
Biological process (GO): synaptic vesicle endocytosis
Cellular component (GO): cytoplasm; synaptic vesicle; plasma membrane
Molecular function (GO): protein binding; phospholipid binding
Source: RefSeq, a predicted model, not a curated record